Diaporthe batatas is the source of this 4208-nucleotide messenger RNA. RefSeq lists its product as uncharacterized. The transcript has 4 exons. The record is from RefSeq and is a predicted model, not a curated record. Lineage: Eukaryota; Fungi; Ascomycota; Sordariomycetes; Diaporthales; Diaporthaceae. Bases 453 to 3137 code for a protein of 894 amino acids. Gene Ontology annotation, molecular function: protein serine/threonine kinase activity; ATP binding. Gene Ontology annotation, cellular component: cytoplasm. Gene Ontology annotation, biological process: intracellular signal transduction; regulation of MAPK cascade; protein phosphorylation.
GUUUUAUCAUCUGGACUCGGGCUGUCCUUCAAAAAGGCGGCCGGGCAGGAGAGGUCCACGGCCAAGACAAAGCUCCCGGGAAUCCCUAGGCAAAAGGGCGACCUUAUUCAUUUCCAACUUGCACCAUUCCCCAUCCGCUCGUUCCAUCGCAUUGCUCUCAGUGCAUUUUCUGGUUCUGGCUUUGGCUUUCGCUGCAGACCUGCCAGGCUCGCGCUCAUGCUCAGGCCGGGCCUCGCAUCUUGCACAGCGCGCAUCCCUCUGCUCAUCUCCGUCCGGCGUCUUCAUUGGUAGACCGCACAGAGGCUCGGGCCCCUUCCGCCUUCUCAUCCCACACGCCCUGCCCUGUCUCGCCCUGUCCGUCCAUCUCCCGGCUUUCAUACCGUCAGCAUUCUUCCGUUUUACCUUUCUUACCCCCCCCUCUUUCCGCCCGGUCUUCGACGUUGCGUUGGAUCAUGGACGGCUCAAGCCAAAACAACACUAAUCUCGCCUCGAGCAACUCCUCGCGACGGAGACUUACAAAGAAACCCCCCAGCUCGCACAGCCAGUACCAGCACCAGUACCAGCACCGCAGCUCCAACAGCAUCGAUGGUCGGUUUGACUCUCAAUCUAUCCAGAGCAAACGCAGCUCCACGAGUCUGAGGCGAGCGCCAAGUGCUCCACCCGCAAGGACUCCCACCUCCAACGCGUCAAACAGUUCCUCACCACGGCAUCCUCCCACCACUUCCACUUCCGGGGCCACUUAUUCCCAGCGCUCUCUCAAUCCCUCCCCCGUCGUGCCCAGCAGCGAGUUUGCCGGCCUCUCCUUCUCAUCACACCCCCAAUCUGCCACUGCCAACCGCGACCCUACCCGCAGGGACCACUAUCGUCUGUCCGAUCCCCACAACAACAAUCUUAAUCACGGCACGGCCUCGGCCACGUCCACUCAUCAUCGCCUCCAUUCCAAGGCUUCCGAAGAAUUCAUCGGCGCCCCAUUCGACGGAUCUGCGAUCCUCAACCGCAUCGAAGCCACGAAAUCCCCCACCACACACCAGCGACCGUCGAUCCCACACGCCGCCUACACCUCACCAGAUCCCCGUGUCCCUGGCCCGACUCUCGAACAGUCCGCCAGCUUCUCGGCUGCUCCUGACAUCAUGGCCGCCGAGAAGUCACAGGGCGCCAAGGUGUCCGAGAAUCAAUUGAACGGGCCCAAGAGAUUCUCGGACGAGGCGAAGGAGCCCAAGAUGCCGUCCGUCCUCAGGAAGAAGUCUGGCUUCACCGGCUUCAUGACCAGCCUGGUCGGCUCACCCAAGAAGCCCCUCAUCUCAGCGCCCGAGAAUCCUGUGCAUGUCACCCAUGUCGGCUAUGACAGCUCAACCGGCCAGUUCACGGGACUACCAAAGGAAUGGCAACGCCUGAUCAACGAGAGCGGCAUCCCUGAGAAGGACAGACAGGCGAACCCCCAAAUGCUGGUCGACGUGCUCACAUUUUACAAGGAGACAACAGAGAAGCCUCACGAGGACCAGAACCUGGAGAAGUUCCAUGAUGUUCGAGCCCCCGAGAUGCGCCAGAUGAGCUCUCAGCCUGGGUCGGCCACGUUGCCCCCACCUGGAUAUACGGGUAUGUCACCUAUGAUUAGCCCGCCUGCUAGCCCGCGGUUUCCUCAGAAUAUUGAAGGCAGUUUCGAAAAUCCCCGGUCCCCUCCUCCGGUCCCGAAAGGUUUUGGUUCCCAUCCUCCCAAGGAUAUCAACCUGAUGCCCAACCGGCCAGCUCCCAAGCCCCCGGUCUCCAUGUCGCACCGCGCGAACGCCCCGGCCCCCUACCCGACCAAAGAUUCCGGCAUCGGUAUGCCAGCAGCCAGCGACGAAGGCCCAUACAACCACCCGAAGGAGCCCCCGACUAUGCUACCCGAAGAGCACCGGUCAAGGUCCAGGUCGAACUCCCGUGUCAACGUCCCCACCACCCCUGUCGCCGCGCCCUCCCCUCCUGUCCAGCCCUCCCCGGCCGCAUACCAGCAGCAGUUGAUGCAGCAGCAGCAAGAACAGGCGAUGGCACAGGCGCAAGCAGCAAUGACGGGCCAGCCCGGCCGAGCCCCGAGCAAGAGACAGCAGAACCAGCAGCCAACCCCACCUCAGUCGCAACACCAGUUCACACGAGGCCCUGAGCAGAACGGCGCGCAGCGACCGCCGCAGCCGCAAGCUGGCGCAGUGCCCGGCGCCAGGCCCCGCCAGCGACAACAGAGACAUAGCAACGGGAUCGACGUCAUCGCCCAGCUCAAGCGCAUCUGUUCGGAAGGUGAUCCUCGAGAGAUCUACCGAGGAUUUUCAAAGAUCGGCCAAGGUGCCUCUGGUGGCGUGUUUACUGGACACGAGAGGGGCAGCAACCGGCUGGUUGCCAUCAAACAGAUGAACCUCGAGCAGCAGCCCAAGAAGGACCUGAUCAUCAACGAGAUCCUGGUCAUGAAGGAGAGCUCCCACCCCAACAUUGUCAACUUCAUUGACAGCUACCUCUGCGGAGGGGAGCUCUGGGUAGUCAUGGAGUACAUGGAGGGAGGAAGUCUCACUGACGUUGUCACCUUCAACAUCAUGACCGAGGGACAGAUUGCGUCGGUCUGCAGAGAGACUCUGAAGGGCUUGCAACAUCUCCAUUCCAAGGGUGUCAUUCAUCGCGAUAUCAAGUCUGACAACAUCCUGCUGUCGAUGGAGGGCCAUAUCAAGCUUACUGAUUUUGGGUUCUGCGCUACCAUCAAUGAGGCCCAUAACAAGAGAACGACUAUGGUCGGAACACCGUACUGGAUGGCUCCCGAGGUUGUCACCCGCAAGGAAUACGGAAGGAAGGUUGACAUCUGGUCACUCGGUAUCAUGGCCAUCGAAAUGAUUGAAGGAGAGCCGCCAUAUCUGACAGAGUCACCUCUGCGGGCUCUCUGGCUCAUUGCUACGAACGGUACUCCGACCAUCAAGGACGAGAACAGCCUGUCAGCAGUUUUCCGGGACUUCUUGUACUUCGCUCUGAAGGUGGAUCCCGAGAAGCGAGCGAGCGCGCAUGACCUCCUGAGACAUGAAUUUAUGAAAGAAUGUGUUGACUUGGGCCAGCUGUCACCCCUCGUGCGCGCAGCACGUGAGGCCAGGGCCCAGGAGAAGGCGCGCAAAGGCGGCCAAUGAGCGAACCUAAUACCCAAGUCCACAUCGACUAUUUGUUUCGCACAAGCGAUUAGCCUUUGUAAACAAGAUCAGCGUCUACAUCGCCCACAUCGCCAAUAUCAACACUCCCAUAUACCGAUUCGCCUGCAUAUAUUCGGCCGCAGACUUGCAGCGUUUUCAUGGUUCUGCCUGGUCACAUUUUCGAUUACUGCACAUGCGGAAGCCGAUUGACACCUCACUCAUCUCAUUGAGCACCUGGUUCAAGGUCCAAGGCGACUAGCUGAGAGGUUCUGAGAACAUGCUCAGGAGGAAGGCACUUGAGAACUGACCACACAUCCCUGGAGGUUAGAACAAUCCCUGCCUCGGAAGACCCAAGGGGGCGUGUUCAGCAGCGGUCUGGAUAGUUGCGACAGAGGCAAUUUUGAUGACGGAGCCGGCAGCUUACCUCAACCUCGUCCUUUCGGCAAACUUCAGUGCCGGAUGGUAUCAAUUUCUGCUCUUUCUGUGUCGUCCGGGAGAGCGAGAGAGUGUAUUGACUCUGAAAGGAGAGAGAGAGAGAGAGAGAGAGCAGCCGUGGCCGGUUUGGCCAUUACGAUAUGGAUGCAUGAAUGGAAGGGGAUAUGUACAACCAUGUUUUUUCUACUUUGCUCAGCUGCAAAGAACCCAGCAAUGCUGGAUGAGAGACGACGAUCAGGGCUGGCAGUCGUCUGCUUCGUGGGUCGAAACGGCCAUUUGUAUGGAAAAUCAUGUAUUGAUCAUAUGGAAUAUCAGGGCGAUGGGCAGGCCUGAAGGAAGACUACCCGUGUUCGGGAUAUGGGUGCGGUGUGAAUGGGUUCAGCAAGCGGCUUGCACCCUAGGCUUCUCAACUUCAAGCUCUCAAUUCAUUUGGCCGAGACACCAUUGCGGGAGUCACCAGGGGCGUUGAUAGGAAUGAAAGGACCGGCCUGGCAAGACGGUCAUUGGUCCUCAAUGGGAGAGAGAGUCGAAGCACCCACAGUGGGUCACAGGUGCUUUGCCACACUUCAGGCUAUGUUAGUGGUUGUUCCGGUAGUAGAGGACACGUGGAAAUUCGAAACCGGUCUCUUGUAAAAA